AUGGCGAGCUUUAAGCAGUUCACUAACACCAUGCUAUGUUUUUGUUCAGUAUUUGCAGCUCUGCACAUAAUUCAUGGAUUUGAAAACAUAGCUCUAAAUAAACCCACCUACCAAUCGAAUGAGUUUGAAUACCAUGGGGCUCCGGCAGGUACAUUCGACUCCAGUAAUGCUGUUGACGGUCUGAAAGGAGACCUUUCAGCGUUUGGAGGACAGUGUGUUAUUUCAAAAAAUGGGUUUAAUGAUUCAACUUGGUGGGUUAACUUGAAAUCCAUUUACAGCAUUCAUGAAAUACGAAUAUAUUACAGAACAGACAAUGCACCCUGGGGUCCGACGAAUGGCUACACUGCAAGGUUUUUGGGAUUUUAUGUUUAUGUUUCAAACACAACGAAAAUACUUGAUGGUCACUUGUGUUUUCAUGACACAAUAUACAACAAUGCUACCAUACCAGCUAUCGCCAACAUAACGUGUUCUGUAUACGGACAAUAUGUCAUAUACUAUAACCACAGACCACAGCCUUCAAGUUAUUCUGAUCAGUACUCUCCUUUUGCUCACAAUGAAUUGUGUGAAGUAGAAGUGUAUGGUACGUUUCUAUAA
Saccostrea cuccullata (small rock oyster) is the source of this 594-nucleotide messenger RNA. RefSeq lists its product as uncharacterized. The record is from RefSeq and is a predicted model, not a curated record. Lineage: Eukaryota; Metazoa; Mollusca; Bivalvia; Ostreida; Ostreidae. The transcript is spliced from 3 exons. Bases 1 to 594 code for a protein of 197 amino acids.